Suncus etruscus (white-toothed pygmy shrew) is the source of this 729-nucleotide messenger RNA. RefSeq names its product serine rich single-pass membrane protein 1 (gene SSMEM1). The record is from RefSeq and is a predicted model, not a curated record. NCBI's taxonomy places the organism in Eukaryota, Metazoa, Chordata, Mammalia, Eulipotyphla, Soricidae. The transcript has 3 exons. Bases 1 to 729 code for a protein of 242 amino acids.
AUGGGAGACCUUUUUUCCUUAUUUUGGGAGGUGGAUCCUCCCUCUCUGCCUUUAAGUGUCCCCAUCCCAAAUCAGGACUUUGAAUGCCAGAAGGAUAUCUCUUGUGGUGCAAUAGGGAAUUUCCUGCUUUGGUAUUUUACCAUUAUGUUGGCCAUGAUGUUCUUCUCUCGGGCUUCUGUCUGGAUAUCUGAGAGGAAAAAGGAGGAAGACGCAGGCACAAGCACUUCAGUAAGUAAAGAAAGCAAAGAAAGCUCCCAUAAUCAGCCAAGUAAAGACGGUACCACAGAUGCCUCAGAAGAGAUGAAAAACUCAAAGCUGAGCCAACUUACUGCUGUAACUGACUCCGAAGUGGCUUUAGCCAAUGCCUAUAUUGAAAGACGAGCCAGGCUCCAAACUCAAUUCAGCCAGGACUCUCUUCCUGAGCUUGAUAGUGACACUACUGAGCACAACAGUGAAGAAUCUAUCUCAGAAUCCUCUUCAUGGAAGGAGAGUGAGAGUGAGCACUCAUCACCUGUAGGGUUCAAGAAGAAAAAACUGGCUCAGAGGCAGAGGAAUUUGGCAAAUUUCCAAGUCAGGGGACAGCCCUGCCUCCACUGCAAAGCCAAGAGAACCAAUGAAUGGCUGACGCGCCAUUUCCAUCCAGGUGGUUUGCUCGCAAUCCAAAUGAAUAAAGAUAUUCAAGAGAAAAAACCUGUAUCUGACAUCAGCCCAAUAUGCAACAGAAUCUGA